Phanerochaete carnosa HHB-10118-sp is the source of this 2373-nucleotide messenger RNA. RefSeq lists its product as uncharacterized. The transcript is spliced from 12 exons. Gene Ontology annotation, biological process: DNA recombination; mitochondrial DNA repair; DNA biosynthetic process. Gene Ontology annotation, molecular function: DNA binding; ATP binding; DNA ligase (ATP) activity. The coding region runs from base 1 to 2373 and encodes 790 amino acids. Gene Ontology annotation, cellular component: DNA ligase III-XRCC1 complex. Lineage: Eukaryota; Fungi; Basidiomycota; Agaricomycetes; Polyporales; Phanerochaetaceae. The record is from RefSeq and is a predicted model, not a curated record.
AUGCUCGGACACAAGCACUUUACAGCUUCUAGCACGCUAGCUGGUCCCAGCAAGCCUGUUGCUAGGGCGUCACCCGAAAUUAUCGAUGUCGACCUUCUCGAGGACCCCGAACACGGUGAAACUGCCGUCUCUGGCUCGGGGAAGAAGUCUAACAGACCCGUUGCGCCUCGAACACCAGUCUCAGACGAACCUGGCUUGUCAAAGACAGAAGCAGCAAUCUACCCUCCAUUAGAUGUGGACCCCGUUGCCUAUUCUCUCGAUAAAUGCCCGUGGCAGCGCAAGUCUGCACCGUAUUCGUUUCUAGCUCAUGGACUCGCAACGCUUUCGAGCACUAAAUCGCGCAUAGCGAUCAUGAACGUGCUGACGAACACACUUCGUGCCAUCAUCAAGUUCCACCCCAUAUCUCUCUGCCCUGCGUUGUAUCUCCUCUCUAAUACGCUAGCACCGCCUUACACCCCUAUUGAAUUAGGCCUGGGCCCUUCCAUCAUGUCUAAAGCAAUUCAGGACGUCUCUGGUUUGACUUCGGCCGCUCUACGGCGCCUCUACAAUUCAACCGGAGAUCCAGGCGAUGUCGCCUUUGAGGCCAAGUCGAACGUUCGAACGUUGGUCCCCCAUCCAUCGCUACUGAUCGUUGGGGUUUAUGACUCGCUGCUCAAGAUUGCGCAAUCGAAAGGCACGGGCGCUGCGAAGGCCAAACAGAGUAUCGUCCAGAAGCUCUUGGUUUCGGCCAAAGGCGAGGAGACUCGUUAUCUAGUGCGGACCCUGGGCCAGAACCUGCGGGUGGGUGCCGUGCGCACGUCGAUCCUCACAGCACUCGCACGAGCAAUGGUCCUGACACCGCCCGCGUCCAUUCAAUCGGCUGGCUCCGCAUCCUAUGCCUCAGACGCGCUCCUGGCCGAGAUAAAACCUCUUCCGGCGGGUUCAAAGAAGAAGAUGGCGGACACGGCAAGGGAUGAUCUGCUGGAAAAGUUCACUCGUGCGGAGGCAGUCAUCAAGAAAGCCUAUGUGCUACACCCGAAUUACGACCACAUCGCCGCAGCUCUUGUUGACGUUGGGCUGGACGGGCUAGCUGAACGCCUGCCUUUGACAGUGGGAAUACCUCUCCUUCCAACUCUGGGCUCGCCCGUGCGGUCGCUAGACGAAGUAUAUGACCUAUUAGGAUCACAGCCGUUCAGCGCCGAAUUUAAAUACGACGGACAGCGGGCGCAGAUACACGCCGCCCGACGAUCUCAAGGAUCAAACAUUGUGAAGAUCUUCUCACGACAUCUUGAAGAUAUGACUGACAAGUACCCUGACGUCUCCUCCCUUGUCCAAGAUAUCUUUGCAAAUUCCCAAGAAACCGAAUCGUUCAUACUCGAUGCAGAGAUUGUGGCCAUUGAUCCCGUCGACGGCAGCCUCAAGUCCUUCCAAGAGCUGUCGAAUAGGGCACGAAGGGACGUGAAGCUGGACGACGUAAAGGUGUCAGUUUCUGUCUUCGCAUUUGACUUGAUGUACUUGAAUGGGGAAAUCCUCCUUGAAAGGCCGUUUCGGCUGCGUAGGUCGCUCCUUCGCACCGUCUUUCCGCCCGUGGUGCCGGAUAGCACGAGUGCUGCGCAGUUCCAGCACGUGCAGAGCUGUGAGAGCGCGGACGGGAGGGAAGCUGUGGAGCAAUUCUGGCAAGAGGCUGUGAGCAGCCGUAGUGAGGGUCUCAUGAUCAAGCUAUUAGAUUCCGGCCUGGUGACGGAGGACAACAAAUCGAGGCGGAAACCCCUGCCCGCAACGUACGAGCCCGAUAAGCGCACGGCGGCAUGGCUUAAGCUGAAAAAGGACUAUGUCACCGGGCUCGGGGACAGUCUUGACCUCGUGCCAGUCGGCGCAUGGCACGGGAACGGGCGCAAGGCACAGUGGUGGAGUCCGAUCCUUCUGGCAGUCUGGGACCCCUCCACGGGAAAGCUCGUCGCGGUUUGCAAAUGCAUGUCAGGAUUUUCCGAUGCAUUCUACAAGGAACUCAAGGAACGAUAUCUCGAAGAUUCGGAGACAUGUUCAAGACAGCCACAAUGGAACUACGAGGUUCUGACAGGCGGACUGAAGCCUCAAGUGUACUUCAAGCCGCAGGAGGUGUGGGAGAUCCGGGGAGCGGACAUUACUAUCAGCCCUGUCUCCGUUGCGGCUCUGGGAAUGGUGUCUGAAGCGCGCGGCUUGAGCCUGCGGUUUCCUCGUUUCAUCAGGGUGCACGACGACAAGGCGGUGGAGAACGCCAGCACUCCCGAGUUCCUCGCAAACAUGUACCGCUCGCAGCAAGGCAAGGACCGGAGCGGAGUGGACGAUGGCGAUCUUGUCGACGUUGAUAUGCAAGAGUCUGAGGCAGAGGACGCGUACGACUCAGAUGGUUAG